Molecule: messenger RNA, 339 nt
Organism: Cryptococcus amylolentus CBS 6039
Lineage: Eukaryota; Fungi; Basidiomycota; Tremellomycetes; Tremellales; Cryptococcaceae
Exons: 3
Coding region: 1-339 (112 amino acids)
Source: RefSeq, a predicted model, not a curated record
AUGUACCGCGAACUCCUUCUGAAGAGAGCUAUGCUCGCCACACGAACGACAGCCGCCAGAAAACUCAGCUCAGCCGCUCAGGUCGGACCUCUCAAAACUCUCAUUCACAGCACCUCCGUACGGGCUGAAGCGUAUCCGCUGAUAGGGGCGGUCUUACUUGCCUGUUCCGGCGCCACAUUCAGCGUCCUGCCCAAGAUAGUGAUCUCUUUCGCUGGUUACCCCAACAUGGAGACCUCGAAUCUCAGCUUCCUCCAUAGCGAGCGCUUGCACAACCUGAGAAAACACUAUUACAACCAAGCUCCCGAGGCAGUCGUGCAAUGGGAGACGAUGAUACAUUGA